Molecule: messenger RNA, 183 nt
Organism: Prunus armeniaca (apricot)
Lineage: Eukaryota; Viridiplantae; Streptophyta; Magnoliopsida; Rosales; Rosaceae
Source: the annotation of a GenBank genome assembly
AUGGUUUACAGAAAUGUUGAGCAGUAUCCCAAUGCAAAGCAAUGUUCCUGGAAUUCUGAAAUUCUCAUACUUGAGAUUGAUGCUCCCAUUUACUUUGCAAAUAACAACUACUUAAGAGAAAAGCACACUGGUUGGAGAGGACUUGAUGAAGGCAUCGUUGUAGUUGGGACUUGCAUGAUUUAA